Molecule: messenger RNA, 797 nt
Organism: Anguilla anguilla (European eel)
Lineage: Eukaryota; Metazoa; Chordata; Actinopteri; Anguilliformes; Anguillidae
Gene: c18h10orf53
Product: chromosome 18 C10orf53 homolog
Exons: 3
Coding region: 91-369 (92 amino acids)
Source: RefSeq, a predicted model, not a curated record
GACGCUUCGUUGUUGCUAAGAAACAAACGGUGCCAUUUGUUUAGUGCUAACUGAGUUAGGAGUUCAGUCUAAUCCUUGCUAAAAUCACUUAUGCCUCCAAACUCUUUGGUGAUUGUGCGAUAUGGCCCGUAUGAAUCGUGUGGCACCGUGGAAUACCGAACUUUCCGUCUGGAGGGCCUUGAAGCCGCCUUGACAGAGGAUGGCCAUCGCUGCGUCCUCGAGAAAAUACAAGACUGGAACAAAGUGGAGCUUGUUGUCAAUGGUGAAUGUGUUUUUGCAUGCAACAUACGGGAUCUUGAAUUUGGAGGUGAUGGCAGACUGGAUCCACUUUGCCAGGACGCGAAAAGCGCUGUGAAGGACGCAUACUGAGCGGCUGGGUGGAAAUUCCUGCAUGUUUUAUCCGUAUAUAAUCAGAGGAAUCUUUUAUACAAUAUAAAAAUUAUAUUUUUUGUAAAAACGAAACGAAACAAAACACAAGGGAAUAAGUAGAAUGCGAUUUCAGAUGCUAUAGUGUUAUGACUGUUAACUCAUCCUGUAUAAAGUAAAACUUUUAAAAUUCAGCUGCUUAGCCUACCUCAAAACCUUUCAUCUGGUCUGUCAAUGUCAUCUCUUCACGCAGAUUCCAGGCUGCAAUCCAGGUAAUGGAGAUGCAUCUAAACUUCAUUUUAAAAAUCCAAGUAUUAAACAGAAAUGCAGUUGCUAGUUGCAGAUUUGCUGGCUGUAUCCAGACACUGGAUCAUGUGCAUACAUCAUAACUCAUCAAAAAGUUUACAGUAGACCCCUGUAUAACACAAAGA